UGUCUAUAGCCCAAUCUAGCUCUUCGAGAGAGCUCUUAGAUAAGAGAGCGUUAGAUACUCUUAAAGAUAGCGGAGUCGGGAUAUGGGGAGAAGGCAGGAACGGGGAACUGAUUGGGGAUGAUCAGCCGUGAUCACAUUGAAUGGCGAAUGGUGCUGGCUGGAAGGGGCCGAAUGGCCUCUACUCCUGUACCUGUUUUGUCUAUGUUUCUAUGUUGCUAUUGUCUAUGGGAGACAAAAAUGCUGGAGAAACUCAGCGGGUGAGGCAGCAUCUAUGGAGCAAAGGAAAUGGGCCACAUUUUGGGCCUUGUCUGUGUAUUAUCCAACACUUUUUCUGCCUCCAGGAGUCAGGUUUGAAGGUCAACCACCCAGCAUCUUUUGCUGUGUGCCUAAACGGUGCCAAGGGAUUGAUUGACGCAAAGGUUCACAGCCCGUCUGGAGCUCUCGAAGAGUGCUGUGUCACAGAAAUCGACCAAGACAAGUACGCUGUGCGUUUUAUCCCGCGGGAGAACGGAGUCUACCUGAUCGACGUGAAAUUCAACGGUUCCCACAUUCCCGGAAGCCCCUUCAAGAUCCGGGUGGGAGAGCCGGGACAAACCGGAGAUCCCGGAAUGGUGUCAGCGUCCGGACCCGGUCUGGAGGGUGGGGUCACAGGGGUGCAGACGGAUUUUGUGCUCAACACAUCGAAGGCCGGCCCAGGGGCACUGUCGGUGAGCAUUGAUGGGCCUUCGAAGGUGAAGAUGGACUGCCUGGAGUGUGCCGAGGGCUAUUUGGUCUCCUACACGCCUCUGGCCCCCGGGUAUUAUCUCAUAUGCCCAUCAACAUUGGCACCGUCCGUUCUCCUCAUAAGUGGGAUGGAAUGCAACAGUACUCCAGGUAACCACGUGCGUGGUGUGUCCUGGUCCGCCACCUCUGAAUUAAAACAUCAACUCUACAGUGUUGUCUACCUGCUGAAGGAGAAAGGCAGCUACACCCUGGUGGUCAAAUGGGGAGACGAGCACAUCCCCGGAAGCCCCUUCCAUAUCUCCGUGCCGUGAAUGCCCUCCCCUCUCCUUUCCCACGCUCUCCCCCCCCGAACAUCAAGCCCACCGUCCACCAACACACACCCCGC
Molecule: messenger RNA, 1108 nt
Organism: Leucoraja erinaceus (little skate)
Lineage: Eukaryota; Metazoa; Chordata; Chondrichthyes; Rajiformes; Rajidae
Product: filamin-A-like
Exons: 4
Coding region: 141-1034 (297 amino acids)
Biological process (GO): actin cytoskeleton organization
Molecular function (GO): actin filament binding
Source: RefSeq, a predicted model, not a curated record